UGAUUGUCAAAAUGUAUGAUAAAAACGAAUGGCAGGCAAACGAAAAUACAAAAUAGUCACAAAUUAUCAGAAUUUUCAAUUGGAACAAGUUAAAAAAUAUUUAGAAAAAUGACGAACAAAAAUAAGAAAAGCAGCGCCGGCAUUGGCGGCCCUGCUGCCCCCUCGAAACAGACCAAACAGAAGUCCGAGGACUCCCAGGACUUUAGUUCUUUCAAGACUGUGCUCUUCUAUUGCAUGCUGAUUGUGUUCCUGCCUGUGAUCACAUUUUUUCUGAUGAAGGGCGUCGUUUUGGAUGGAUUCUUCAAGAUGAGCGAGAUGAAAGUUAACAUUUUCUCGGCGGUCGGCGCCGUGGUGGCCUUACACAUUGCUCUGGGACUGUAUAUCUACCGUGCCUACUUUGGGGCCACCGGCUCCAAGGCUUCAAAGGUGGACUAAGCUUCACCGAGGACUGUUUACCAUUUCCAUUUAUUCGCGUUCUGUUCUAGAAAGUAUUAGUUAAGUCGAACGAAACGAAACACAACACUUUUGUACAUA
Drosophila obscura is the source of this 534-nucleotide messenger RNA. Its product is annotated as vacuolar ATPase assembly integral membrane protein VMA21 homolog. Lineage: Eukaryota; Metazoa; Arthropoda; Insecta; Diptera; Drosophilidae. Gene Ontology annotation, cellular component: endoplasmic reticulum membrane. Bases 109 to 435 code for a protein of 108 amino acids. The record is from RefSeq and is a predicted model, not a curated record. Gene Ontology annotation, biological process: vacuolar proton-transporting V-type ATPase complex assembly. The transcript has 2 exons.